AUGUCCAAGAUGACGCUGGUCGAGAAGCUGGCCUACCAGCACCCCUACGACGUGGAAAGCAAGUUUCCCGCAUACGUGUGGCAGACCUGGAAGUACAGCCCCGCGGACGGCAAGUUUAAGUUCCGCGAGGAGGAGGCCACCUGGACGCGGCUGCACCCCGGCUUUACGCACGAGGUCAUCACGGACGAGGUGGCCGAGGGCCUCGUCAAGCUGUACUAUGCGGCCGUGCCUGAGGUCCUCCAGGCAUACGACGCCCUGCCGCUGCCGGUGCUCAAGGCCGACUUCUUCCGAUACCUGAUCCUGCUGGCGAGGGGCGGCGUAUACAGCGACAUCGACACGACCGCGCUCAAGUCUGCCGUGCAGUGGAUUCCCGAGAGCGUGCCGCGCGAGUCCGUGGGCUUGGUGGUGGGCAUCGAGGCCGACCCAGACCGGCCGGACUGGCACGACUGGUACAGCAGACGGAUUCAGUUCUGCCAGUGGACCAUCCAGUCCAAGCCGGGCCACCCGGUUCUGCGGGAGGUCGUGGCUGCCAUCACCGAGGAGGCCCUCCGGAAGAAGCGGACCGGUCUGCUGGAUAACUUCAAGGAUAAGAACGUGAUCGAGUUCACUGGCCCCGCCGUCUGGACGGACGUCAUCUUUGGCUACUUCAACGACGCCCGGUACUUUGACAUAAGCAGCAGCAAGGGCGCCAUUGACUGGCACAACUUCACUGGCAUGACCGCCACCAAGAAGGUCGGCGACGUUAUUGUGCUGCCCAUCACGAGCUUCUCGCCUGGCGUGGGCCAGAUGGGCGCUGGGGACUAUGAUGAUCCCAUGGCUUUUGUUAGGCACGGGUUCUCGGGCACAUGGAAACCGGCCAAAGAGAGGCAUAUAGGCGGCUGA
This is a messenger RNA of Cryphonectria parasitica EP155, 882 nucleotides long. RefSeq names its product family 32 glycosyltransferase. Gene Ontology annotation, cellular component: mannan polymerase complex. The record is from RefSeq and is a predicted model, not a curated record. The coding region runs from base 1 to 882 and encodes 293 amino acids. Gene Ontology annotation, molecular function: alpha-1,6-mannosyltransferase activity. NCBI's taxonomy places the organism in Eukaryota, Fungi, Ascomycota, Sordariomycetes, Diaporthales, Cryphonectriaceae. Gene Ontology annotation, biological process: protein N-linked glycosylation. The transcript has 2 exons.